GCCUGACCUGCUGUGCUUUUCCAGCGUUGCACUUUUCGAUACUGACUCUCCAGUGUCUGCAGUUCUCACUUUCACGUCAAUGGCUGACAGUCACUCGAUUCAUCGGGAGCGCAAUGGUUUUCAACUGAUUCUGUGAGAAAGAGCAAAGCUUUUUGGUUCCUGUUUCAGUACAUUUUCAGCGUCAGUGGGUCUGGAUGAGAGACCCUACUGUUGCAGCGCACUGAGUUGGAGAGUGUAACAGCUGUACAGCCUGGCAAGAGGAAUUCACGGGAGGGAGGGCCUGUACACGCAUUUGUGUGCAGCUGAGGCUUCGGCCAUGGCGAAACCCGAGGAAUCCCGGCCAGUGGAGAAACCAUGGAAGUGCGGUGACUGUGGGAAAGGCUUUUGUGCCCCAUCUGCCCUGGAAACUCAUCGGCGCAGCCACACUGGGGAGAGACCAUUCUCCUGCCCCGUCUGCAGGAAGGGCUUCAGUAGUUCCUCUGCCGUGCUGACCCACCGGCGGGUCCACACGGGGGAGAGGCCCUUCAGCUGCCCUGAGUGUAGGAAGGGCUUCAGCAAUUCCUCCUCCCUGCUGAGGCACCGGCGGGUCCACACAGGGGAGAGGCCCUUCAGCUGCCCCAAGUGCGGGAAGGCCUUCAGCGAUUCCUCCACACUGCUGAAGCACCAGCGGGUUCACACCAGGGAAAGGCCCUUCAGCUGCCCCGAGUGCGGGAAGUGUUUGACCCAGGCCUCUGACCUGCUGACCCACCAGCGGGUCCACACAGGGGAGAGACCCUUCACCUGCCCCGAGUGCAGGAAGGGCUUCAGCAAUUCUUCUGACCUGCUGAAGCACCAGCGUGUCCAUACGGGAGAGAGGCCCUUCAGCUGCCCCGAGUGCGGGAAGGCUUUCAGUGAUUCCUCUGCCCUGCUGAGGCACCGACGGGUCCAUACAGGGGAAAGGCCCUUCAGCUGCCCUGAGUGCGGGAAGGCUUUCAGCAAUUCCUCUGACCUGCUGACCCACCGGCGGGUCCACACAGGGGAGAGGCCGUUCUCCUGCCCUGAGUGUGGGAAGGCAUUCAUCAAUUCCUCCAACUUGCUGACCCACCGGUGGAUCCACACCAGUGAGUGGCCCUUCAGCUGCGUCAUAUGCGGGAAGACCUUCAGGAAUUCCUCCACCCUGCUGAGACACCGGCUGGUCCACACAGGCGAGAGACCUUUCAGCUGCCCUGAGUGCGGGAAGGCCUUCAGCGAUUCUUCCACCCUCCUGAGGCACCGGCGGGUCCACACGGGGGAGAGGCCGUUCCCCUGUGUCGACUGCGGGAAGGCCUUCAGCAACUCCUUCAACCUGCGGACCCACCGGCAGCUGCACACAGGGGAGAGGCCGUUCACGUGCUCUCAGUGCGGGAAGGGCUUCACCCGUGCCUUCCACCUACGGAGCCACCAGCGAGUCCACACCGGGGAGAGGCCGUUCUCCUGCCCCGUCUGUGGGAAGGGCUGCAGCAGUUCCUCCAACCUGCUGACCCACCGGUGGGUUCACACAGGGGAGAGGCCCUUCACCUGCCCCGAGUGCGGGAAGGCCUUCUGCAAUUCCACCAACCUGCUGGCCCAUCAGCGGGUCCACACAGGAGAGAGGCCCUUCAGCUGUCCCGAGUGCGGGAAGGCCUUCAGCAAUUCCUACAACCUGCUGACCCACCGGCGGGUCCAUACGGGAGAGAGGCCCUUCAGCUGUCCAGAGUGCGGGAAGGCCUUUAGCCAUUCCUCCACCCUGCUGAGGCACCGGCAGGUCCACACAGGGGAGAGGCCAUUCCCCUGCACCGAGUGCGGGAAGGCCUUCAGGCGUUUCGACACCCUGCUGAGUCACCGGCAGGUCCACACGGGAGAGAGGCCCUUCAGCUGCCCCGAGUGCGGGAAGGCCUUCAGCAAUUCCUCCAACCUCGUGAUCCACCGGCGGGUUCACAGGGUAGAGAGGCCCUUCAGCUGCCCCGAGUGUGGGAAGGCCUUCAGCCAUUCCUCCACCCUGCUGAGGCACCAGCAGGUCCACACAGGGGAGAGGCCUUUCCCCUGCACUGAGUGUGGGAAGGCGUUCAGGCAUUCCAACACCCUGCUGAGGCACCGGCAGGUCCACACGGGGGAGAGGCCCUUCACCUGCCCCGAGUGCGGGAAGGCUUUCUGCAAUUCCUCCAACCUGCUGGCCCAUCAGCGGGUCCACACGGGGGAGAGACCCUUCACCUGCCCCGAGUGCGGGAAGGCCUUCAGCAAUUCCUCCAACCUGCUGGCCCAUCAGCGGGUCCACACAGGGGAGAGGCCAUUCAACUGCCCCGAGUGUGGGAAGGCCUUCAGCAAUUCCUCCAACCUGCUGGCCCAUCAGCGGAUCCACACGGGGGAGAGGCCAUUCAGCUGCCCCGAAUGUGGGAAGGCCUUCAGCUGUUCCUCCAAUCUGCUGAGGCACCAACGAGUUCACGUGCCAUUGCAGGGGGAUUGAAAGUGUGACGGUUGACUGCCAUUAUCGACUGGACUAUCAACCCAGUUUGGAGGAUUCCCAGGGUUUGAAUCCCACGGCGGGAGAUGGCAGAAUUGAAAUUUGGUCAGAAACCUGGAGUUCAGAAUCUGACAAAAACCCAUCUUUUGGGAGGAUGGGUGUAAUGGAAAAUUAUCCAUUUACUGUGAAAUUUAAAGAGAAUGCUUUUCCUUAAUUCAAUGCUUUGUAAACGCUGCUUUGAUGAAGGUUUGUCGUUAGCUUAUCUCCGUUUGAAUUCUGUAAACAUUCAACAUGACCUUGCGAUAAUCGAACUCAGCGAAAGCUGAAGAACUGUUAUGUCUAGGACCAGGGGAUGAGAGGAUAACAACUUGAGUUUCCCCCCCAGCCUUUGCCCUUGAGAGUGUGAUAAGGAACGCAUCUGUACAGUGUUUCAGUGCUCUUUGCAUUGAGGCAUCUGGCUUAGUGUAAUGAGUCAAUCCUGCAGGAUUUAGAAAUAAAGAUCCUUUCUUUGCUCUGGCUAA
Molecule: messenger RNA, 2979 nt
Organism: Chiloscyllium plagiosum (whitespotted bambooshark)
Lineage: Eukaryota; Metazoa; Chordata; Chondrichthyes; Orectolobiformes; Hemiscylliidae
Source: RefSeq, a predicted model, not a curated record